AAAAAAAAGAAGAAAGCAAAACAAUGAAUCUCUUAUGGAAUUCUAAUAAAUCAUUAUCAAACUCAUCUAUCAAUCAUGAUUUAGAAGUGAUUGUUGUUGGUUUAAAUAAAACUGGAACUAGUUAUUUAAAAUCUGCAUUAGAAAUUUUAUAUCAUGGUACAACAUGUUUACAUUAUACUGAUUUAAUUUAUCAAUCAAAUGAUAUAAUAGAAAAAUGGUUAGAAUUACAUUUAUGUCAAUAUCAAACAAAAUUAAAUGGAUUUCAUUAUAAUAAACAAGAAUUAUUAAAAUUAUUAUUAAAAAAUUAUAAAUCUGUAUCCGGUAUACCAAUUACAUCAUUUUUAAAUGAUUUAAUACAAAUGUAUCCUAAUGUGAAAGUUAUUUUAACAGUACGUAAUGCUGAAUUAUGGCAUGCUGCUUGUCGUACAAAUCUUAUACCAUAUCAAUCAAAUGAAUCAAAAUUACAAAAAAUUUUUUAUAAAUUUUCAUUAUUUACAUGGUUAAUAAAAUUAAAUCAAUUAAAAUUAUUAUCAUUACAAAAUACAUUAGGUAAUACAAUUAAUUUAAAAAAUGAUAAUGAAUUAAUUCAUGCCUAUAGUCGUUGGAAUGAUCAUGUUCAAUUGAUUGUACCAAAAGAUCGUUUAUUAAUUUAUAAUAUUAAACAAGGUUGGUUACCAUUAUGUGAAUUUUUAAAUAAACCAAUACCAUGUUGUACAUUUCCUGGUAGAAACACAAUAUUUCUAUGGUCAUAUUUAUUACGUCAUCUGAAAAAAUUAUUUCAUUUUAUAUUGUAUAUUUUUAUUUAUUUAUUUAUGAUUUAUUAUUUUUUAAAUAUUUUCCGAUAAAUAUGUAGGGUGAUGCUUUAUUUUUUUGUCGUCGAUUGUUUAUUAUUAUUGUAUCUGCCUUGGAUACUACAAACACACGCACGCACGCACGCACACAUACACACAUGCACACACAGUGAACUACUCACAACUUGAAACAAUAAACAAACACACACAUCUAUACAUAUGUAUGAACAUAUUAAUCAGUUCUGUAUUAUGAGUAUUCUAUUGUUGAACUGUUCUUUUAUUAUUAUUAUGAUUCUCUGAUAAAUUGUUAAUUAUUUAUUAAAUAUGAUUUUAGGUAAGCAAUUUUAAAGAUGUAGGUGUGUGUGCGUGCGGAAUUUUUUGUCUCUCUGUUUAUUUAUUGUUUACAAAUUACUUCUUUUGUAUACAUAGUUCAAAUGCGCU
Schistosoma guineensis is the source of this 1232-nucleotide messenger RNA. The record is from the annotation of a GenBank genome assembly. Lineage: Eukaryota; Metazoa; Platyhelminthes; Trematoda; Strigeidida; Schistosomatidae.